AUGUUGCAGAUCAACAAGGUUCAGGGACAGAGGCAAGUGGGUUCCGGGCUGCACGUUACCCAUCUGUUCAGCAAGUUGCUGGACAAAUGGGGGGAUGUCAUGGCGAUUCAAUCUGCACAGCCUAUGAUCGCCUUAGGGAAGGGGAAAAACAGUGCGAAAGAAAUUCGGAGUAUGCUGGAGUCGACCUGCAGGGCCUUCUUCGACCUGCAAGGAGUCCAGCUCCAUCCCGCCCAGGAUGCUGUCAUGACGACCCAUGAGGCUCGAGUGGUGGAGAGUGCACCGGAACGGUCUGGAGUUAGGCAGCUCAGGUUUGCUGAUCGGGUUAGGAGGCCGCCAGAACGCGAAACACGGACGGAGACCGACUUGGCAAGUGUAGCAGAUGAAGGCGAGGAGGGUGUAGAAGAUCCACAGUUGCCAAGUCAGGUCGAACAGGCAGAGGAGCAGUGGAGGAAGGCGGCUGAUGAUAAGCGGAUGGCCGAAGCAGAAGCCAAGAGGAGACGGGCUGAAGAGAGGCAACGGCGCCGUGAUGGCGACACCGAUCCUACCGUCUCUUUCCCGGGAACUGGAGACAUACGUGAAGCAUGGGAGCGUGGGGCACGAGCCGCUGCAAGGGCACACGUGGGAGAGGCAGGAGAGGAGCUCGCCAGCAAUGUGCGGCAGCAUAUCGAGGAGGAUAGGGGAUACGUGAAAGUUCGCUUGCCCAGCGUAAAGCGGAAGGCAGCUGAAGAGGCCCGGAGAGGGGACGUCGACGUGCCAGAGAAUUUGGGAGAGGCGAAAAAGAAGGCGCAGAGCAACGCGGGUGCAAAGACUCAUAAGAUGGCGGAGGUAGAGGCGCACCAGAAUGCAGAGGAUGCGGCCCAUCGGUUCGUCGAUGCAGAGGCGGCACUUACGGCAGAGGACGGGGCACCAAAGGAAGCAGAGGCUGCGGCGCAGCAGAAGGUGGGUGCAGAGGCGGUCAAGAGUGCGGAGGCAGUCGCGCGUAAAGAAGCGGGUGCAGCAGCAGAGCUGACGUUGGAGUUAGUCGAGCUGCAGGUGGUGGAGGCAGUGGCGCAGAAGGAAUCAGAGGCAACGGCGAGCCAGAAGGAUGAGGCAGCGGCGCAGUAG
Molecule: messenger RNA, 1104 nt
Organism: Closterium sp. NIES-65
Lineage: Eukaryota; Viridiplantae; Streptophyta; Zygnematophyceae; Desmidiales; Closteriaceae
Source: the annotation of a GenBank genome assembly